This is a messenger RNA of Trichomonas vaginalis G3, 990 nucleotides long. RefSeq lists its product as uncharacterized. Bases 1 to 990 code for a protein of 329 amino acids. The transcript has a single exon. Lineage: Eukaryota; Parabasalia; Trichomonadida; Trichomonadidae. The record is from RefSeq and is a predicted model, not a curated record.
AUGGCAAGAAAAUGUACUUCUAUUGAAGAAGUGCUUGAAUACGUUCUAGAUACGCAUGUUCUACAAUCUGUUUUAAGCCAGGAUGUUCUAAAUGGCAAAAUUCCUCUCAUUUACAAGCAAGUUAACAAGCUUACUAAAACUUCUCCGCUUGGAUAUGAGAAUGAUGUAUAUGUUUCUUUAACAAACGAACAAAAAGUUCAAAUUAUUAACCAAUUUGCCAAAAAUAAACAAUUUUCGGAUGAAGAAAAAGAAGUUUUAACAUCAAUUGUCGAUUGGACUCAAGAAGGUUCCGAUUCCUUCUUAAUUAAUUACCAUUGCGAAUGGGUUUCGUUGAAAAUCGCACGCCAAAAGCUCAGAAGUAUCAUUUUUAAACGAAAAAAUGCUUUAGCAGAAUUAGGCAAGCUUUCUUCGCAAGAAAAGAAGAAUUUCCAGAAUAUUCCAAUGUUAUUUUACAUUUCAAAGAUGUAUCAAGCCGAAAAUAUAGAUUUGGCUGAAGAAGUGAAUAUUUACGACCAAGCUACAACGCUCUGCCACUUAACUAAUCGUUUAACACCAAAAGAUUUCUCCAUCAUCAAUCUCUCAACGACAGGACUUGUUUUAUCAAGUGUAGAUUGUCUCUUUGAUGACGAUAAUUCAUAUCUGAGGAUAUUAAACGAAGAACAAGAAUGUUCCGUUGAAAUCAAGACAAGAUUCUACGUUGAACCUCAUAAAAUAGAUAUCUUCUGUGACCCCAAGAGAGAUCAUUCAUUUUAUACAAAAUUGGUCGGUACAGCUUACAAAUAUCUUCCCGAAAUCGAGCUCAGUACAUAUUGUGAUGAUGAAUUGGUAUCGAAACAGAUAGCUAAGUUCAGUUCUAGUGUUCUCAAAGAUUUCGAAAUCGAAGCAAAGUCAAAAGGCAUAAAUCGAAUUGUUUUAAAGGCAUUGGACAGCAAAUUGCCACAGGCUCUUAGAAUUAGGUAUAUUAACUUAAAAGGUGUAUUUGUUUUGUAA